GAUUUAGUCACAGCGCAGAGAGUUUAGACCAACAGAAAAUCCAACGGUUUUGAUUGACCAGAGAGAAAACUGAGAGAGAGAGAGAGAGCAAUGUCCGUCGAUUACUACAAGCUUCUUCAAGUUCAACGAAACUCCAGAGACGUGAGGAAAGCGGUCGAGGCCAAGCUCAAUCUAAUCAACGAUGCCUACGAGACCGGCAUGGCCCGGCUUACGUCUCAGGUUAUGGAGUCCGUGAAUCCGGAAGUGAUAUUCUCGACGUUUUUAGUCGGAGGGACGAUAGGGGAAAAUGGAUUCCAGUGGUUUGAAUGCACGGACUCAGGACCUGGAAAUGGGCCGAGGAAAGCCGCGGCGAUUGAGAGGACAUCAUUGCCUUGUACUUUGGAGGAACUGUAUAAGGGCGCCACCAAGAAGCUGAAGAUUUAUAGGGAUGUUCUUGGUGCUAGUGGAAGAAAAAUCACAGCGGAGGAAGUUCUAACAAUUGAGAUCAAGCCAGGGUGGAAAAAGGGCACGAAAAUCACUUUCCCAGAGAAAGGGCACGACACACGGCGAGGUGUGAUACCAGCAGACACUGUCUUCAUCGUCGAUGAGAAGCCUCACGGUGUUUACAAGAGGGACGGGGACGAUCUGAUUGUCACUCAGAAGAUCUCUCUAGCGGAGACUCUGACGGGUCACACCGCGCAGCUGACAGCCCUGGACGGGAGAAAAUUGAGCGUCUCCAUUGGUUCCAUUAUCAGCCAGACCCAUGAAGAAGUGGUUAUAGGGGAAGGGAUGCCUAUCCACAAGGAACAAUCCAAGAAGGGGAACUUGAUUGUUAAGUUUAGCGUCAAGUUCCCCAAGCUCACCCCGGAGCAGAAAACCGGCAUCAGAAUGUUGCCUUUUAUUUUUAUUUUAUUAUUUUUUUUUGAGAAACCUCGACGGUAUGAGAGAAAAGCCUCAUAAUGUUGCUGGCAUCUUUGUAAACGCCGGUUGUUGACUCGUAGCAGUUCGUAUUAUCGUUCUAAGUAGUGUAAGCUUUCCUAGAUGUUCUACGUAGGUGUCUGGUGUGUUUGCUUGUGUAACAAGUAGAUUGCUGCUCUAUCAGCAAUUGCAAAAAGUCCUUUCAUGUAUGUAUGUUUUCAGUGUGUCUAAUUUCUUCAUCAAUCUAAGUAUUUUCGGA
This is a messenger RNA of Pyrus x bretschneideri (Chinese white pear), 1156 nucleotides long. Its product is annotated as dnaJ homolog subfamily B member 1-like. The coding region runs from base 91 to 939 and encodes 282 amino acids. NCBI's taxonomy places the organism in Eukaryota, Viridiplantae, Streptophyta, Magnoliopsida, Rosales, Rosaceae. The record is from RefSeq and is a predicted model, not a curated record. Gene Ontology annotation, molecular function: protein-folding chaperone binding. Gene Ontology annotation, cellular component: cytosol. The transcript is spliced from 3 exons.